UGUUGGGAAUUCCCUAGCUCAGCGAUUUAAAUACCCAGCAAGGAGCGACUGAUAUUCAGAGCAGGCUUCAGGAGGCCACACUGCCUGUGCCGGUCCAUUUCCUGACUGCGACUCUCUCUGGGCUCUGUCUGCCGGGUCCUUCUGGGCUGCUCCGGGCAAAUCUGAGUCUCUGCAGCGUGUGAUGUGCCCCGGCCUUUGUUCCCCAAUUUUCCUGUUCCUUGUGUGGGGGGCUCAUUGGGGGCUCAUCACAGCCGAGUCGCCUGUCACUGCUCAGUUCGGGAGGGACGUCACCCUGAGCUGCCUCUUCCUGUCCCAGCCCGGGAUGAACAUCCAGCGCCUGACCGUCACCUGGCAGAAGGAGCGGGCGGGGGCAGAGGCCCUGGUGGUUCAUAGUCACUAUUACGGGAAGGACCAGCUGGGGAGACAGGACGAGGGGUAUAGGAACCGGACCCAGCUGGAUCCAGAGGUGCUGGCUCAGGGGAACGCGUCCCUGACACUGAGGGGUGUCCGCACGCAGGAUGAGGGCGUCUAUCGCUGCCACGUCACCUCGGAGCUGGGCACGACUUCGGAGAUGAGGCAGGUUACAGUGAUGGCACCCUACAGUGAGCCUCAUCUGACCAUUGACCCCUCAUUUCGGCUGGGCCACACCCUCUUGACCUUCAGCUCAGGGGGCGGGUACCCCCGGGCGAGCGUGGCGUGGAGGGACGGGAUGGGAACCAACCUGACGGAGCUCAGCAGUACCACAGAGUCCGUGGACGCCUGGGGCCUUUACACCCUGCGCAGCGAGCUGGCCGUGCCCGCAGGGCAGAGCACCAACCUCACCGUGCUCCUGGUGACAGCACCUGGGCGGGAGACCCCCGUGCAGCACAUCACAGUGGCAGCAGGACCCGGGCAGAGAUGCAGCUGGGACUGGCUGCUGGUGGCCUGUCUGGGCGCCAUGAUCCUGUCUGUGAUGGUGGCUACAAGGAUCCUUUGGCUUCCCAGCCGUGGGACUUGCGGACGCUGCUCAGAGAGUUGCCUCACCAAGACAAUGGAUGUGGAGGACCCUUCACCCCAGAGCUAGCUGGGCCCUGGCGCCUGCCCAGCCCUGGGUACACCCACCCUCGGCCUCGGGGCUGAUCUCCCGGCAGCUCCCUCACUUUCACACCAAAGCUCUGUAGCCGGGAGCCACUAGAAUCGAUGGCCGCACUUUAUAGCAAGAAUGUCGCAGUUCUAUGGGCAGCACAGAGCCACUACACCAGGGCUUGCUCCUGUCUCUGACCCUUGUGACGGGAGAGCUCCCUGAGAGACGGGGACUGACCCAUGUCAAUACAACAGGAUUGGGGAACUGUUCCCAGAAAUCCUCUGUAUGUGUUCGGUUCCAUUGGCUGGAGCACCCCUACCCCUCAUGCACAGGGCUCCAGCAGCCUCCCCUGCUCCCCAGAGGGCAGAUGUGACUAUUUAUUUUGACUAUUUAUUUAUGAUGUUUUAAAAUCUUGUGAUUUCGAAGCCCAUCUCGUGAUUUCCAGAACCUGCCUUAUGUGUUUCAGAGGAGUGGGAUCGGCUGGGGUGGGUGGCAGGAGCUUACGGGAUUUGGUGACAGUCAGGAAGUUAUUGCUCAUAAUGUGCAGCUAUUGGUGUCACUUAUUUAUUUCCGCUGGUAGACGGAGCGAUUUUCUUCAAAAGAAACAAGACUUUCAAAAAUGUGUAUUUUUAACACUGUUGCAUGUUCUUUAAAAGAAACAAAGAAAAAUGUAUUUGUAACCUAUGACGUUACUGACAUAAACUGUGACCGUGUAGAUCAUUGUUGCAACCACUGUUCUAUAUUUGCAGCAAAUAUUGUACAGAGGUUGUGUGAGGUGUCUACAAAGAAGUUAUAAUUUGCUGGUUAUGAUUACGUUAGCUGUACGUGUGUCAUUUGUGUAGCUGACGUUAUGAAUAUUGGCUCUAUAGUUGUAUAUCAAUGUGUUUGAUUCGAAGUAGCCUCAAUGAAGCAUUUGGUUAGUUUCUUGAGAAGGGGCGAUUCUCAGUAAGUGCCCAGUCUAGAAACACUUAACUGACAAUGGACUUUGGGAGACGCCAAUCCACAUCUGAGCUUUCCUGGAAACAGUCAAACUAACAUAUAAACAAUGGCAUCGGCCUGCAAACUGAGCCAUGCACGGACAUGUGACUUGCCCAUGUGACUCCAAGCUCCAUCUUGCUGCUGUAAUUUUCCACAGUAAGAACAAAGGGGUGUCCUUCCACCUGGAAGGGACUAUACAAGGCAGCUGCCUCAUCUCCAUUUUAUCUUCAAUCCUGCUUCUUACCUCUGGAGGAAUCUUGCUCCAAACUGAAGCUGUGAACAAAGGACUGAGUGACCCAUCCCAGCAGGGGAUGUACUCCAGAGACUUGAUUUGAACCUGCAGUUUAUUCUAUCACUGCUACAAGCCUGAACCAAGAACUUUGCCAUUAU
Mauremys reevesii (Reeves's turtle) is the source of this 2431-nucleotide messenger RNA. RefSeq names its product CD276 antigen-like. The coding region runs from base 182 to 1063 and encodes 293 amino acids. The record is from RefSeq and is a predicted model, not a curated record. The transcript is spliced from 5 exons. Lineage: Eukaryota; Metazoa; Chordata; Testudines; Geoemydidae.